Molecule: messenger RNA, 499 nt
Organism: Ailuropoda melanoleuca (giant panda)
Lineage: Eukaryota; Metazoa; Chordata; Mammalia; Carnivora; Ursidae
Product: ankyrin repeat domain-containing protein 26
Exons: 2
Coding region: 122-427 (101 amino acids)
Source: RefSeq, a predicted model, not a curated record
UUUUUUCCCUGAUGUAGAUUCUGUUAAUUUAUUAAAAAUUCAGCAUGCGGUUCUUUCAUGUGAAAGAUUAGUAGAAGUUAAAAAAAAUCACUGUGAGCUACUUAGAAGAAAAAAUAAAGACAUGGAAAGUUGGGUUAAUAGACUAAAAAAGGAGCUAUCAGAAACAAAAGAAAUUAAAUCGCUGUUGGAGCAGCAAAAAGUGGAAUGGGAACAAGAACUCUGCAGUUUGAGGUUUUCCUUCAAACAGGAAAAAGAAAAAAGAAGAAAUACCGAUAUGUUAUAUGAAAAAAUUAAGAAGCAAUUAAAAAGAAAAGUAGAGCAGUAUAAUAAAGAAGCGGAACUGAAACAACAACUUGAAGUUACUCUUCGGACACGGGAUGAGGAGUUGAGGACUGUAAGAAAUAAUUUGAAUCAGGUACAUCUUUGAUAAAAAUUGCAUAUUUCCAUCAAUAUUAUUUAAAUAUUCCUUUGAUUUAAUGUAUAUUAUUUAGAUAUAAAA